This is a messenger RNA of Suillus fuscotomentosus, 1521 nucleotides long. RefSeq names its product cytochrome P450. Gene Ontology annotation, molecular function: iron ion binding; heme binding; monooxygenase activity. Bases 1 to 1521 code for a protein of 506 amino acids. The record is from RefSeq and is a predicted model, not a curated record. The transcript is spliced from 11 exons. Lineage: Eukaryota; Fungi; Basidiomycota; Agaricomycetes; Boletales; Suillaceae.
AUGGCGUUCGACGUGCCCGAGUCGUUCUCGCUCGCACCUACCUGGAUUUUCAUAGGAGCAGUAAUUGUGGUUGUGCUUGGCGAGUACUGCAAAGGAAGAUGUUUUGCCAAACAUGCAUUCCCACUACCCCCUGGACCUCCAAGGAGUUGGUUCUGGCGUAGUGCUAUGCCAUCAAACAAUGUGACCCAUAUAAUCACACAGUGGAUACAACAAUAUGGUCCGGUCGUCUCUGUACGCCAGGGAAAUCAAGUCUCGGUCAUCAUCGGAAGUGUAGAGACAGCCAACGAUAUUAUGGAGAAAGAAGGGAGUGCUCUCGUUGACCGCCCUCAAGCCAUAGCUGCUGGUGAAAUGUUUUCUCAAAAUAUGCGUCUUGUGCUUAUCCGUGUCGGGUCACGAUUUCGUCGGUUUCGCAAAGCGGCAAAUGCACAGUUACAACCAAAGGCAAUUGAAGCCUACCGAGACAUACAAUCAGAGGAUGCGAGACAGCUUGUGUACGAUAUUUUGAAGGCACCAGAGAAACACCAGGAACAUGUGAGACGAUUUUCGAAUUCGGUCAUCCUGCGUAUGACAUAUGGGAAGUCGAGGCCAACCGCGUACACGGAUCCUGAGGUAGUAGGUAUGAAAAUUGCAGCAGAACGUUUUGGAAUUGUUAUGCAACCCGGUGCUUUUUUGGUUGAUCGCAUCCCUAUUCUGCGUUACGUACCCUGGUACGGACGUCAAUUGAAGGCCUGGUUUCGUGAGGAGUAUGAACUGGUACUAGGGCAGAUGGAGCGGGUACAAAAUGAGAUAGCGAGUCGUAUUUCUAUUGCGGCAAGUGGUCUCGCUGGGCCAUCUUUCAUGUGUACACUUCUCGAGCAGCAUGGGCAUCAGCUAUCGAGAACUGAGAUGUGUUAUUUGGGAGGAACGAUUUUUGGUGCCGCUACUGACAAUAUUUCCGCGGCCAUCACCAUUGCUAUCCUGGCAGCGGCUUGUCAUCCCGAGGCUCAAGCGCGUGUACAAGAACAGCUAGAUACAAUCGUAGGUAGAGAACGAGCCCCAUCUUUCGAAGAUGUUCAGCGUCUUACUGAGUUGCACGCAUUUAUGCAUGAAUCGUUGCGCUGGAGGCCUGUUGUCCCGCUUGGUUUUCCCCAUCGUGCCACGAGGGAUAUAAUAUGGGAUUUCGGAUCCCUGCUGGCGCAACAGUCUACGGCUGUCACUGGUCUAUUUCUCAUGAUGCAACUGCUUUUCCUGACCCCGAAAACUUUGACCCCCAGAGAUGGGUUGAACCCUGCGGGCGCAUUCGUCCCGAUCUCAAGUCUUUCCCAUUUGGCUUUGGCAGGCGGACAGUAUCUCGCAAGUGAUUCUAUCUUGAUCACUCUUGCGUGUUUGUUCUGGGCUUUUCGAAUCUUGGAACCCAAGGAUGCGCCCAUAGAUAGGUGGGCAUUCAAAGACAAUGUUGUUGCACACCCGCAACCGUUUUCGGUCAUGUUUUUCCCAAGGUGGGAUGUGGGGCAUUUGGAAGAAAUCGUGGGGCAAUCCUAG